AUGCGGUUACGCGGCGCCAGGCACGAGAUGGAGAACGGCAUGUCAGUCAAGAGUUCUUCCUGGUUUCUUGAUGACAUCAUCUUUAUGCCUGGUCAGGUGACAUUGCUGUUGAACCGUAGGAGCGUGGUCUCGUACGAGCAGCUUCUAUUGGACGUCUCCGAGGCGCUGGGGUUUCCUCGCUGGCACAGGGCCAGAGUCACACGCCUCUACACACCACACGCACGAGAGGUGCGGGGUGUGUGUGAUUUCUUCCGUGGCGACGCAGCGUUCCUGGCAUUGGGAAAGUCUCGUCCAGAGCUCCGGAGUGUCGAGGAGGCCCUGGAGGAGCUGUUUCCACAACAUUCCUGUUACCGCAACGACGCACUCCAGGCCUGGGAGAGGAGGUUACAACCUUCACCUGAUAAAGCUGCCAAGGCUGACAGCGGAUACAGCGAGGGGACAGACAUACACACACACCCUGACAAGGAUACACACACAAGCCUCGACACGAACACACAGACAUACAGUGUUACAUACACACAGGGAUGCAACCUGGACACACACACACAUACUCACCAAGACACACUGACACAAACCAAUACACACCCAAAAACACUGACACACAACAAUAAACACCCAAACAGGCACUCCACACACAAAAACAAACACCCAACUAGACAGCCCAUACACCCUAUUCACACCCACCUCGAUACGGAUGCGCACACACAUACACACCCUAACACGCAUUCUAACCAACACUCCACACACCCCUCUCGCCCCCCCAAUCACCUUCAGAGGGUCAAAGUGAAAGUUGCAGCCAGAGAGAUUCUCUCCUCACCGAUAGGUCCCCCCACCCAGGAAGAGGAGCUAGGGGGAACUGUACUCUGCAGGAACUGUAAGCCUUCUGAAGGACCCAAUCCGAGAGCAGGGAGGGCUCUACUUCCUCCCGUAACCAGGAAGCAAACAGGAAACGGACCAAACGACCAGGAAGUAGAGAAACCUCACGUCGGUCCCACCACACUCCACACUGGACCAAUCUGCAGGCUUGAGCAGGAGUCCCUCAGCCAAUCAGAACCUUCAUCCUCAGAUUCUAAACAGGAAGAGGCAAGGACUAAACAGGAAGUGAUAUUUGAUCUCCCAUCUGAUGGUAGUGAUGUCACCCUGUCAGACAUUGAGCGUUGCUAUGACAUUGGCCGCAUGGUCGGAGACGGGAACUUUGCUGUUGUGCACGAGUGUCAUCGGCGCAACAAUGGGGAAGCCUUCGCUGUGAAGAUUGUGGAGCACUCAAAGCUCAUUGGCCGAGAGCACAUGAUGCAGAAUGAGCUGAGCCUUCUGGGUAGCCUGUCACACCCCCGCGUGGUUCGCCUCUUCACACACCACCACACACACACACACUCCUAUCUCGUCAUGGAGAUGGUUGCCGGGGGCGACCUGUUUGAGGCAAUCGCAGUCCGUGGGAAGUUUCCGGAAAAGGAGGCAGGGCUGAUGGUGUGUGAUGUCAGCGAGGCUCUGAGAUACAUCCACAGCAAGACCAUAGUACACAGAGAUCUGAAACCUGAAAACCUACUGGUGGAGUUCAGUAGUGAUGGUGUCAGUAGGUUGAAGCUGGGUGAUUUUGGUCUGGCCAUGGUUGUAACAGAACCCAUCUCACUUGUGUGGGAAAUCCACCUAUGUACGCCCCGGAGAUCCUCUCAGAGACAGGUGACUAUGUCUAUCACUCUUAUUUAUUACCUUAUCUAA
Messenger RNA from Salvelinus sp. IW2-2015, 1719 nucleotides. NCBI's taxonomy places the organism in Eukaryota, Metazoa, Chordata, Actinopteri, Salmoniformes, Salmonidae. The record is from RefSeq and is a predicted model, not a curated record.